ACCAACUCAAACAAAGAACCAGGCAAACUAGCCUACCAACCAAAGAGCUCGGCAUUGAACGCUCUGUCUGAAGGAGGAAGGAAAAUCAUGGAAUGACAAAAACAUGAUUAAUUUUUGUGAUGAACAGUUUCGUGUUUUUGAUAACAAUGUUAUAUUAUAAAAGUGAAUAUUUAUAUUUCUUUGUUCCCUGUGUCCUUCCAUCACACUUAUUUGUUAACAUGUCGAUGUAUAAAGUUUAGUUAAGUGUGGUGCAGUUUUAAUAGUUUUGUUACGAAAAUGCAGCCCUUGAUUUCUCCUAUUGACCAUGAAUCCCGGCAAAGUUCAGUUCGUGUAGACGAGGCUACGGCUGCGAUGGCUGGGUCGGAGGACACGCCCCUGCUGGCGAGGUUCCCCCGCCCUCAGGGCCCUCGGAACCCCAUGACCACGGCUGUCGUCAGCACUCUUCUCAUAAUUUUAAUUUCUGGAAUUAUUAUUGGCAUAUAUCUUCUCAUACUACAAAGUGAGGCAGAAAAUAUACUUCCUCCCGUCGAAGCGCCUCUCAAACUUAUCAGUCUCCAUCAAUGGGACCCCAGCAAGGGGGCCACUCUGUCUCAAUCUCCGGCUCCGUUCAAAACGUCUCAAGUUAUUGUUGUGCAAACGGACACGGAAAGCUGUUUCACUGCAAAAACAUGUGAAAAGCUGCUUCGAGAUUUGAAGGCUAACUCAAUGGGGUCCGUACCUUACAAUUUUUUGAUCUCAUCGGAUGGCCAAACGUACGAGGCAUUGGGUUGGCAUUCUCCAUCUGCCCUCUUCCCAAAUCCAACUUUAAAAACAGCUCUAGUCAUCGCGUUUAUAGGGAAUUUUACUGAAAAUCCGCCCUCUGAUACUCUAAUUUCUGAAGGUAAAACUUUUUUUAUCGAUUCUAUCAGCCGACAACACUUGGACCCUAACUUCAUUCUUAUUGGCAAGAAAACCAAAUAUUUCCCCAAAUACCUAUUUUUAGGUUUUAAAGAUAUGAGUCAAUGGAGUGACGAAUUAUCUGAUUCUUCUUAAUAAUUUGUGAUAUUAGUGAUGGCGAGUUAACUAUUGUGAUAUAUCAAGUCAAGGAGGGAUAUGGCAAUUUAGUUUUAUUAUUUUGUAAUGUGGGUAUAAUUUAAUGUGAUUUGAUUUUGUUAUCCCAUUUUUAAACUGAUUUUCUGAAACAGAUAUGAGUUUUUAUAUAUUUAACUAUUUAUCCAUAACAUAUUUAUUGAAAUUACGUCGACAUAGCUCUUAAGGUUUUAUCUCAGUUGUAUCAAAUAAUUCAUACAAUUGUAACUAUAACAAAUAUAAGAUGAACAAUCUUCUUUAUAUACUUACUCGAAAAAAUAAGAAUUUACUGAUUGAUUCAAGUCUGAUUGUCAACAUUUAUUGCAUAAUAUUACAAGUAUUUGCUAAGAUUAUAAAGUUACACUACAGUCAGUCCACUAACAAAUUUUUCGGCGUAAAUAUGUUUUCAGAAAAAGGCGUAAUAUAAAUAACGCAUUACAUCGUAUAUUUUUCUAUACUAUUAUCACCUAAUUAAUCACUUUACGAAACAAUAUUUUAUUCUUAUAUCUUAUAUAUUAGGUUUGUAUCUUAUUAAAAUGUAAAGAAAUUAAAGAAUGAAUGUCUGUAAUGGCAAUGAAUGAUUCUACAACCAAAUAAAUGUAAUAUUUUUGCAUUUAUUUCGUGAUGUAUUAUUAAAUAAUUUUAGAUAUUCUUAUGGAUAUAAAUGUACUUGACUACGAAGAAAUAUACAGUCAUUUGCCGCAACAAAUUAAAUGUGCAUAUUAUAUAAUAUUUAUCUCUAUGUACUUAUAUAUAUUUUUUUAAUAUUUGCCGAACAUUAAUUUUGUAUAUAUCGAAACUAAGUAAAAUUAAAGAGCUUUAAAUAUAAUACCAAACUGGCAAAGCCUGGCACAAACUGCACCUAAAAGGAAGGUUUCAAAAUAUAUAUUUUUUUAAAUUGUCCUUUAUGUAUUCAUACUGUUUGUUUGAUUAUCUAAAUCUUUAAAUGUUAAAAUUACAUCUAUUUGUAUUUAGGUAUCUACAUGUAAUCAAUGAUGUACCUAGUAUUAAUUAAGUAGGUUAUUAAAUACGUGAAGAUAGUCGCCUGUUCCCACUUAGAUACCUCCAUCGAGAAAUAGUGGUUAUAAUUGUCUUGAAUGCGCUGUUUUUUCUUGGCUGGCAACACUGGGCGUUUAUCAACCAAUAUCUUGACCACUUUAUUUAGUAUUGUAAUGACUCGUUGAUGAGUGAAUCGUUAAAAAUACGUUGUCUUCUCUUUAUAGUAUUAUUGAUAGCGUAGGUUGCAAGAGCGCUCAGAAUUAUAUUAUGACAUAUCGUCAAUAUAAGCAAAGGACGAACUGCUGAUUUGAUUUACAAUUCCCACUCAGUUCAGACGCACUGAACCAAUCACAUUGCACUAUGUCUGUCGUUGCGUAUUGUGAUUAUUUGUGAUUGGUUAGCAGUGAGAUUCUCACUGCAAAUCGAGUUGAUGGUGAGAUGUAAAUAUCAAAUUCGCACAGCGCACGUAAGUUUGUCCUGACUUUCACGUUACGAACAUUUAUGGUUCGCAAAAUUUGCAAUAAAAACAGCUUUGUUACCUUCUGAGCGCAAAUUAAAUAUGUUGAAGUUGGGUUUUAUCUACACGUCGAUCUUUUGUCAUUGAAUCCCAAAUCACCUUUAAAUAUUACUUGGGCCUGGCUUUCAAGACUGGAAAUAUCAAUAGUUUUGAUAAAAUAUCAUUGUCUUGUUGAUAUGUCUAUAGAAUCGAUCGCGUUGACUUUCAAAAUCUAUUUCUGAGCAUUCUUAACAUCCAAAUUAUCUUUUUAAUUUAAGAGCAAACCUUUUUGUAAGCGACGUUGUGUCCGGUUUUCCUUGUGUUUAUUAUUCUUGGGCUAUAAUUUUAUGACAUUAUAGUUAACGUGAAAUAAUAAAAUUAUUCAUUUAAGAAAUUUAUAGAUACGUAUUUAAUAUUAGACUUAAGAUUUUUAAAUUAUAUACGUAUAUAAGUUAUAUAUAUUCUUUCACCUCGCACAGCUCGUGUAACAAUAGCAGAUUCAGAAUACUAUAUCCUUAUAUUCCGUUAGCGAUAAAAACUAAUUAGACGUGUGUAUCAUAUUUUAACCUGUCAUUAAUAGUAGUUAUAAGAACAAAGUAAAAGGAUUGCGGUAGAUUUGCAUUGAUUUGCAUCACUUAAUGUUAAUUUAUGUCGAAUAUUAGUAUAUAGGGGAUAACUAAUAAAAUAGUAGUAGUAAAACAAUCUUCCAAAUCGUGGAAGUUAAGCGCAGCACAGCAAUAAUUAUCAUUAGUUGACGUAAUCCAGAUGAAAACGAGCUAUUGUUAAGUUUCUAGUGAGCGAGUAUUGUCAGUAGAUGCCUCAAGGAUAUUGUAUGAUUUGUAAAUACAAAUUCUUCGCACGAGACAGAAAAUAGUAAAUUAUAUACAUUGAGAUCGUGAAUCUAAUUGCACUUUCCCAGUUUUUGUUUUUAAAUUCGUAGAAAUCAUUGGCUGAGAGGUAGGGUGUCAACAAAAUCAAUAAUGUUCAUUUACUUGAAACUUAACUUCAGACUUGUAUCGGAUUAUACGUCGUCAUUAUUCAUAAUCAUAAAGUAUAUUUAUCCUAUUUCAUUAUUAGAUUAAGGUUAACGGUGUCGGAUGAACAUUGCAAUGUUUCACGAUCAACCAUCAUUUGUAGCCACUCCAGAAUAUAACCAAAAAUAAAUUGGACCAUAAAAUGCUUAAAAGGUUUAGCGUUUAGUACCAUAACAAAAGCAGGUUAUCCGCACGACUUGAACUUUUGCCUCGUAAAAAUUUGGCUUGCAUGGUGUUCUUACCUUUUUGUUCGUCAGAUUUAUCUGAGUAUAAGGUAUAAUAGAAAGUUGUGGAAGAAGAAAGAGGAGGCCUUUACCCAAGUGUAAUAAAAAUAGGACACAAAGUAGACUUUUAGAAAAAUAUAUUAUCCAUCAACGAAAGUGGAAUACUUUUCAAUCAAAAAUUAAUAUCGAAACAACUCUAGGAAACGGCUAUGAAAAUAUCUACCGGAGAAAAUCCGAUUAGUAAUAGAAACUAGUAGUAUAUAAUAAAAAAUAAAUUGGAACAUAAAAUGCUUAGCAUUAGUUUGGCGUUUAGUACCAUACCAUAUAAGCAUGUAUUUCGCCUACUUCAAUUUUGGGCUCAUCUCAUCUGUGGCUUGCAUUGUGUUCUUAACUUUAUUUUGUUCGUCAAAUUUAACUGAGUAGGUAUAAGGUAUAAUCAAAAGUUCUGGAAUCAGAAAAGAAAGGGCUUUGCCCAACAGUGGGACACGAAAAAGGCUUUUAAAUAAAUAAAUAAAUAAAUAAAAGCGAAGAUUUUACGUGACAACGUCUUUUUACGCGCGCGGCAGACCGAUCAUAGUUGAGUGGGAGAGAGACGCAAGGCAUUCGGCGGGCCUCUCUCUCGUUCGGUGACUCAUCGUAACGUUACCGGGCGUUACACUUUUUCAUAAGUGACUCCCAGCCGCAACCUAAUUUAAGACGUUGUCACGUCAAAAUUUAAAAUAUAUCUAAAUAACUCUAGAAAACGGCUAUGAAAAUAUCUACAAUCAAAAAACAAAUUGUAACAUAAAUGCUUAGAAUAGAUUUAGCGUUUAGUUUGCUUUUAUUACCAUCUUAAAAGCAGAUAUUUCGCUCGACUUGAUUUUGCAUGGUAUUUUUAUUUCGUUCGUCAGAUUUUCCUGAUUGUAAGGCAUAAUAGAAAGUUGUGGACACAAAAUAUGCUUAUAUGCAACAGUGGGACACAAAAUAUGCUUUAAAAAGGGCAUUGCCAAUCGAGGAAAAUGGAAUAUUUUUCAAUCAAAUAUUUCUAAAGACCUAUAGGAAACGCCUAUGAAAAUAUCUACCGUAUAAGUCCGAUUAGUUAUUACUAAUUUAAUUAAUAUACUAGCAGUUGACCGCGGCUUCACGCGUGAAUUUCAUUUCUUAAAAGGAAUCUUAAGUGAAGUUUCAGUUAUUCUUUUAUCCCGUAUUCUAAGACUAAAUUCGUAUUUUUGUUAUGUUACCCGUUUCCCGCUACUCUUUUCGCUACGUGUCUCGUUCCGAAACUUGUCCUGUCCCGUUUCCUACAAAUUGUCCUAUGUCUUUUCUCGCUCGCAAUGCGCCCCAUCUUAUUUCUCGCUACGUGUCUCACUCCCGCUUUCCGUAACGUGCCGAACAUUUCAUGGACCUCUCUUCAAAAAUAUUAAAGUUUCGCAUAGAUUUCCACCUCUACAUCAUUUCCCUAGAAAUGCAAUUUUCAAAAUCUAGUUAUAUUUUACUAACUAUACGUAUAUAGAUAUUACCAAUUUGAAUAAAAACAAAAAUAACGAAGUUUCAUACAAACUUGCAAUCCCUAUUUCACCCUUAUAAAGAUGUAAUUUUCAUAAUCCAAUUAAUGCAUUAUUAUUUUUACCAACAAAAAACUAAAAUAAAAAAAAAUCAUGUGUGUCACUUCAAAAAUGACGAAGUUUCAUACAAACUGGCAACCCCUAUUUCAUCUCUUUAGGGAUAGAAUUUCCAAAUAUACUUUUUAGCAGACGUCUCCUAGUUCUCCUAGUAAUCUACCUAUCUGCCAGAUUUCAUCUUCAUGGGCUCAGUAGAUUUCGAGAUUUCGUGAUACAUGAGUGAGUGUUUUUCGCUUUUAUAUAUAAAAGCGCUAGCGUUGGGACACAAAAUAAGCUUAAAAAACGCAUUGUCCAUAACGAAAGUGGAAUACUUUUCAAUAAAAGAAAAUAUAUCUAAAUAACUCUAGAAAACGGCUAUGAAAAUAUCUGUAACCGGAGAAAAUCCGAAUAUUAAUAGACAUUAGUAGUAUAGUUUUAGCGUUAGUUUGGCGUUAAGAAUAAAAAAUCAGGUAUUUCGCUCGACUUGAAUUUUUUCCCUGGUCACAACGGUGGAUUAAGUUUGCAUGGUAUUUUGUUUUUUUUUUGUUCGUCAGAUUUUUCUGAGUAUAAGGUAUAACUAAAGUUAUGUAUGAAGAAAGGGGAGGCCUUUGCCCAGCAUUGGGACACAAAAUGGCUAAAAAAGGAAUUGUCCAUCAAUUAAAGAGGAAUAUUUUUUAAUUAAAAAUAUUUCUCAAUAACUCAAGGAAACUGCUAUGAAAAUAUCUACCGGAGAAAAUCCGAUCACUAAUAGAUUUGUAGUAUAUAACCAAAAACAAUUAACAUAAAUGCUUAGAAUAGGUUUAGCGUUAGUUUAGCGUUUAAGGUAUAAUAGAAAGUUAUGGAAGUAGAAAGGGGAGGCCUUUGUCCAGCAUUGGGACACAAAAUGGCUAAAAAAGGAAAUGUCCAUUAAUGAAAGUGGAAUAUUUUUUAAUUAAAAAUAUUUCUCAAUAACUCAAGGACACGGCUAUGAAAAUAUCUACCGGAGAAAAUCCGAUUAGUAAUAGACACUAGUAUAACCAAAAAUAAAUUGGAACAUAAAAUGCUUAGAAUAGUUUUUACAUUAGUUUGGCGUUUAGUACCAUAAUAAAAUCAGAUAUUUCACUCGACUUGAUUUUCCUCGUCCCAAUUGUGGAUUAAGUUUGCAUGGUAUUUUGAAUUUUAUUUCGAUCGUCAGAUUUUCCUGAGUAUAAGGUAUAAUAGAAAGUUGUGGAAGCAGAAAGAGGAGGCUUUUGCCCAACAGUGGGACACAAAAUAGACUUUAAAAGAGGCAUUGCCCAUCGAGGAAAGUGGAAUAUUUUUCAAUCAAAAGUUUAAAAUAUUUUUAAAGAACUCUAGGAAACUGCUAUGAAAAUAUGUACUGGAGAAUUUCGAUUAGUUAUUACAAAUUUAAUUAUAUUAGUGUAUAAGGUAUAAUCAAAAGUUGUGGAAGCAGAAAGGGGAGGCCUUUGCUUAGCAAUGGGACACAAAAUAGGCUUAAAAAGGCAUUGUCCAUCAACGAAAGUAGAAUACUUUUCAAUCAAAAAUUAAAAAUAUAUCUAAUUAACCCUAGGAAACGGCUAAAAAUAAUAUCUACCGGAGAAAAUCCGAUUAGUAAUAGACUAGACUAGUAGUAUAUAAUCAAAAAUAAAUUGGAACAUAAAAUGCUUAGAAUAGGUUUAGCGUUAAUUUAACGCUUAGUACCGUAAUAAAAGCAGGAAUUUCGCCCAACUUCAAUUUUUUCUCUUGUCACAAUUAAGUGGGUUAAGUUCCGGUGUUUUUAAUUUUAUUUUGUUCGUGAGAUUUUCUUGAGUAUAAAGUAAAAUCUAAAGUUGUAGAUGUAGAAACGGGAGGUCUUUUCCCAGUAUUGGGACACAAAAUGUCUAAAAAAAGGAAUUGUCCAUCAAUGAAAGUGGAAUAUUUUUUAAUUAAAAAUAUUUCUUAAUAAGUCAAGGUAACGGCUAUGAAAAUAUCUACCGGAGAAAAUCCGAUUAGUAAUAGACACUAGUAGUAUAUAACCAAAAAUAAAUUGGAUCAUAAAAUGCUUAGAAUAGUUUUAGAGUUCGUUUCGCGUUUAGUAUCACAAUAAAAACAGGUAUUUCGCCUCGUCUCACGACUCGAAUGUUUGCCUCGUUUCAACUGUGACUUGCAUGGUGUUCUUAACAUUAUUUUGUUCGUCAGAUUUAUCUGAGUAUAAGAUAUAAUCGAAAGUGGUGGACGCAGAAGGGGACACCUUUGCCCAAAUGUGGGACACAAAAUAGGCUUAUAACAAAGUUAUUGGCCAACGAAAGUGGAAUAAUUUUCAAUCAAAAAUUUAAAAUAUAUCUGAAUAUCUCUAGAAAACGGCUAUGAAAAUAUCUACCGGAGAAAAUCCGAUUAGUAAUAGACUAGACUAGUAGUAGAAAAAUAAAUUCAUAAUUUAUUUGUGAUAUUAAGCCAAUUUUUUAUGACGAAACUAGCACCACUGUAAACUAUUUUCUUGCUUCUAGUCCCGUAAUGAAAUAGGGCUUUAAGUUGACCGCAACUAAAUUAAAUCAAUUGAGAAUGAUCUCUGUAUCGACAUAUUAUUUGAAACGCGUUGGUUUUAAAGAACUACGAAUAUAUUUUGUGUAAUGAAAUAAUGUUUAAACUGGUUUGACUAUUUAUUAGACAAUUCGAAUGAUUAGCUAAUGUAGCCAGAACUUAGAAUUGAUCCCAUAUGACCUUGGCACCACAUGAAUGAUUCUAUUUUUUCGAACAAAAUUAUUGUAUAAUUUUAUCCAAGUUUGGCUAUAAGUUAAAUUAUUAUAUGUUCAACAAAUCUGGGUAUAUUAAUAAGUUUUGUUUCACAAUGGCAUUUUCCAGAAGUACUUUACUAUAUUAUAUGAUUUGACAAUUUUCUCGAUUUUAAAAAAGGAAAUAUAUAUGAAAAUGAAAAUAUUGCGGCCAGUUCUAUUUUUAUUUUUUUCUAUAACAAAGUAAAUUUAUAUCAGCUACCCCUCGUAAGUUCUUAUUACCUCCUAAUGGGGCUUGUAGGUGACCAAUAAGCGCUCUAUGGUAAUAAUGUAGCUAGAAAAACCCUAGGGCGGCAAGUAAUUAAAAAAACACAUUCACUCAAAAAGUUCACUCUUUCAAAAAGUUAACGUACAUCUAACCAUCAUACUGGCAAUAGACAUCAUGAAUUUAGCCUAAUGACCAAAGAGGUCGCUUCGCUAUUCAGGCUUGUCUUUGUAUGAGUAUAAUUGUCAUCAGUUUUAAAUAUCGAACGGCGAAGUCCAAUUUCGUACUUGAAAAAAAAUAUUAAAAGUUCUUUACUUAGUUCUUUUUAAAGAAAAAAGGUGGGUAUAGGGAGUAUUACUCCACAUUUAUCCCGCCAGAGUACAGCACUGUAUGUAAGGUACACAAAAGCUUUGCCGCCUUUUGCUAUGUCGAUUAAACGUUUAUUUUAGUGUACUUUAUUAAUCCUUUCAUUAUGUAAGCAUUCGUUUGUGCGCUCCAUAUUCAGUUUUAUUAAUGAUUUAAUCUAUAAUGUCCGAUUCGACCGAUGUUUUGAUAGAAACCAAAACACGGAGCGGUAGAGUAGGGUACCGCGUCAUGAUGAUGAGAAGUUCUACUUCAUGGAGUAGUCAGUCCCAUCAUUAAGAGAUCAAUUCUAAGAACUGGCCAUAUACAUAUUAAUUAAAGUAAAAAGUACAGUCAACUUUAAAUUGUUUUUUUAAAUAAUCGGUCAACAUUGUUCUUAACUUAUCAAUGUGUAAAUAUUAUAUAAUUAAAAUUAAGUAGAUAUAAGAAAAAAUCUGUAAAUGAAGACAGUAUCAUUGUAAGAUUGAGUUAUGUGAAUAUGUAUUUUAUAUUAUUUUGCUUGGAUAAGAGUGCAUUCCAAGUGUCUUACGAAAAUAGUAGAUUGCAUAUUAUGUAAACGUUCUAUUGUACCUCAACUAAUGUAUUUGUAUAGGUACUUGUCCGUGUUUCCAUCACAUCUUUUGGAUGUGUGGUUAGAUAUGCUCUUAUCACAGUCCAUGUUUAUUCGUAUCAAGUUUUAAAUGGAUCCAAUCCAGAUAAUUCAUGAGAAUGUAAUUAAGAGCUCUUUCUCUUUCUUUUAAUGACUAAGUUAAACUAUAAUUGAUUAUUUUAAUUAGUUUUUAAGAGACUCUAAGGCCAAGUCAUCGAUCAUUAGUGUACUGACUGUAUGUAGCUGGACUGCAGCGACUAUGAAGUAAGAUUAACUUUAAGUAACAUAUAUAUUUAUGUAUUGUCUUUUAUACGAUAAAUAAUCUAAAUUAUUUCCCUAUAUGUAUAUGACGUGUGUACAUAAAUGUAUACCUGUUAAUAUUAUUGUGACUGUAAAAUUAUAUUUUCUUUAUAGUUUUGUAGGGAUGUUGAUUGAUAUGGGUUUACUAAUUUGCAAAACAAGUUAUGGAAAUAUUGUUAACAGAACGAAAAUUUAAAUCGAAUUAAAAGUAAGUCUGUAGUCCCACUAGUUAUAUUUCCCAAAUGUGUUCCAAGGUAAAUAAAAAAGUAAAAUCGGGCAUCACCCCUUUUUGUUGAGAAAGUAAAUGCCAAAAAAUUUAUUGGGGUUUCUUUCACAUUUUUUAUAUAUGUUUCACAUUUCAUUUACUUGGUAUACCAAAAACGGUUCCAUAGCUAGAGUUUUGUAACUUAGUAAAGAUGAUGUGCUAUAAUAAUAUAUCCAGAACUUAAUCACACUUACUGUAUAGUUCUGGAGGCGUAAGUAAGCUCAGCUUGCGUUAUUCGUAUUUUAAUUUUAAAACUUAUAAGGCGCGGCUGGUUGCGCAAAAGGAACGACAUCUCGCACACUGUCAAGAAGUUGUAUAUAAGCAAGUCGUUUACAAUACAAUUAUAAAAAUUAACUCCUCAAGUUGUGCAUAAGGACUAAAUAAACAAUAUUACGCCACGAAAUGUUCACUGUUACUUUUUCUAUAGGAAGAAUAGCUAUGGCGCUAGUUUUACUCCACUUCAAUGUGUUCGGCUAAAUAAUCCAUACGUUAUCUUGAAAGUGGAAAGGAAAACCAGGGUCAACAUUAUAAAACAAGUUCAUGUUUACCAAUUUAUGGCAGUGUCGACGUCACGUGUAAUUUGUCUAUCUUGUAAUACUAAUUCGAUAUAGUUAUAUAAAAAUAUAUUAUAGAUUUAGAGCUAAAUAAAAGUAACCACCAAAACAAUCAGGAAAAGUAAUUGCAGUUAACAUUUGUACAUUAAAUAAAAUUGUCUUAUUUGAUAAAUUUUACUCUUAAACUAACUACUGCAUAGAAUCAAAUAAUAUCAAUAAAAACUUGAACUUCUGAUGUAAUUAAAUAAACUUUUUUAUUAUAUUUAGUCGAACAGCUAAUCCACCUACUGGUGAUACUUACUUUGAUUUGAAGAUGCAACAUCUAGUGGGUCUAUUUGCUUCAAACUUUUACCAAGUCGUCGUUUUAACUUAACCGGACACCUUACAUUUUGAAUGUUUUUCGGUGUAGUAUUGAAGGUUGUUGGACAUAACGAAAAAAUAUGUACCUAAAUUUUUACGAUUUUCUUAUUCGAGCCGGAUGUACGGCUUCCACUUUAAAAAUAUGAUUUGUCCAACGAAAUUGUCUAUUACAUAUUAUACAACUUUCAACAUAUUUUACUACAUUUGAUGUGAAUUUUGGAAUUAAAUAAGUAUGGUAAAUCUCGA
Plodia interpunctella (Indianmeal moth) is the source of this 11033-nucleotide messenger RNA. Its product is annotated as peptidoglycan-recognition protein 2-like. The record is from RefSeq and is a predicted model, not a curated record. Gene Ontology annotation, biological process: peptidoglycan catabolic process. Lineage: Eukaryota; Metazoa; Arthropoda; Insecta; Lepidoptera; Pyralidae. Gene Ontology annotation, molecular function: N-acetylmuramoyl-L-alanine amidase activity; zinc ion binding. Bases 277 to 1032 code for a protein of 251 amino acids. The transcript has 5 exons.